Molecule: messenger RNA, 3742 nt
Organism: Aptenodytes forsteri (emperor penguin)
Lineage: Eukaryota; Metazoa; Chordata; Aves; Sphenisciformes; Spheniscidae
Gene: GABPB2
Product: GA binding protein transcription factor beta subunit 2
Exons: 9
Coding region: 96-1439 (447 amino acids)
Biological process (GO): positive regulation of transcription by RNA polymerase II
Cellular component (GO): nucleus
Molecular function (GO): protein binding; transcription cis-regulatory region binding
Source: RefSeq, a predicted model, not a curated record
GUUCUGCUGUUGGAACUGAAUCCACAUGGGCAAGUCUUUGUGUCCGUGCAAAGCGCUGUUGAGCUUUCGGCAAAUACUUGUUCCCAUGUAUAAAGAUGUCCUUAGUGGACCUAGGGAAGAGGUUGCUAGAAGCAGCUCGCAAAGGCGAAGAUGACGAAGUGCGAAAGCUGAUGGCAAGCGGUGCUCCCUUCACCACUGACUGGCUUGGGACGUCGCCUCUUCACCUCGCUGCCCAGUACGGCCACUAUUCGACAGCAGAAGUGCUGCUUCGAGCUGGCGUUAGCAGAGAUGCCCGAACAAAAGUGGACCGGACGCCACUACACAUGGCUGCGGCUGACGGACACACUCAUAUUGUAGAACUGCUAAUUAGGAACGGGGCUGAUGUAAAUGCCAAGGACAUGCUGAAAAUGACCGCUUUGCACUGGGCGACAGAGCACAACCACCGGGACGUUGUAGAGCUGCUCAUCAAAUACGGAGCUGAUGUCCAUGCUUUCAGCAAGUUUGAUAAAUCGGCUUUUGAUAUUGCUUUGGACAAGAACAAUCCAGAGACUCUGGUAAUGCUACAGGAAGCAAUGCAGAACCAGGUGAACACUCAUCCAGAGAGAACGGAUCCCAUCACCAACACUGUGACUCUCACCUCGCCAUUUAUUCUUGCACCAGGGGAAGUUCUCAAUCUCGCUAGUCUCGUCUCUUCAGCAAAUGCCAAAACAACCUCAGGUGACUCGCAUGUCUCGACGGUGCAGUUUUCCAAUUCAACGACCUCCGUGCUUGCCACGCUUGCGGCCCUCGCUGAAGUAUCGGCACCGCUUUCCAACUCAAACAGAGACACAGGUAAGGCGGAGGAAAUAGUGGAAGCAAAUUCUGUCGAUUCUGCCAUACAACAAGUGGUUGGCAGCGGAGGGCAGCGCGUCAUCGCCAUUGUAACAGACGGAGUUCCCCUGGGCCAGCUGCAAACAGCCAUCCCCACCAGCGGCCUCAGCCAGCCCUUCAUCCUAACCAUGCAAGAUGGGCAGCAAGUUUUAACUGUACCUGCUGGUCAGGUUGCAGAAGAGACUGUUAUUGAAGACAGAGAUGACGCAGAAGAGGAAGAAAAGCCACUGGCCAAGAAGCAAAAAGUGGAACAAAACGUAGAUGACUCGAAGGAAGACAAGGACAGCGUUGAAAGGGAAGUGCUACAGCAGCAGUUGCAAGAGGCGAACCGGAAGGCUCAGGAAUAUCGUAGCCAGCUCAUAAAGAAAGAGCAAGAGGCGGAAGAGUACCGGCUGAAGCUGGCAGCCAUGGUGAGGCAGCAGCCCAACGGAGCUGAGGUGACGGUGCUCGAAGAGGUCGCCGAGGUCGACCCGCUUGUGGUAACCUCAGAAGACAUCAAGGAAUCCGUGCUGUCCAUGCUGGAAACGGAUCAGCCAACUGAUAUUGCUGUGGAAACUGUAACCUCCUAAUCCUCGGUGAUUGACUGGGUUUUGUAAAGGAAAAUAACUUUUUUGUGUUGUUUUUUUGUUUUGUUUUUUUUGUUAAAUAAGGUGCUGUUGGCAAGCGGUGUUGAGAGCAGAGGGCUGUUGCCAAAGCCACCCCAUCGCCGGGGGUAGAAGCUUCUCCAGCCGCUUGCAGCAUAACUCUGCUUUCAGCGCGGUGCCAAAAGGUGCUUUUAAAGCUUGACCUUGAGAGAUUGGAAGCUUUUUAACAAAAUUUUAGCCAGAGGGUGACCUGACGGCUUAUUCGGUGAUGUCAAUACCUGCAUUGUUGGGGAGUGGAAAAGAAAUACCUCAUUGCCAAAGCAGCUGGUAUUAGCUCUCAGCUGCCUGGAAAUUACAGCACUGAAAAGAGACUUUCUGCAGUAACCUGAGGUGUUCGCUCCCUUCUGCGAGGUCGAGUGACCGGAGCUGCACCUUCAGAAAAAGUAGUCUCUUGGGGUGUUGCUUUAAAAUCUUGAGAGGUGCGGAGGGGAUUUCCCCUUUCAGCCAAAAAGUGAAUUACACGUUCUUUUUCUUCCAAAACUAUGAAUCCUUUUGAUUGAGGCAACCUUCAAUGCAAGAGCGAAGGCCGGGCUGAACGUCUGUCAGCCGGAGCAUUUCACGCUAUCGGGGAAUACUACGCUUCGCCCUCUUUGUUUCAGGAACAAUUUGGGGGAGCUCUUCGUCAGACCCCUUAAUUACCCAAGGGGAUAGCAAAAAAUUCCUCUUCAAUUUUAUGAUAUUUAGUCAAAUGUUCUAUUUGACACUUCUGCGCUGACCAGUAGCGUUAACUGAUUAUAUACGCAGAACUAUACGUACGGCGGCUGCUGCAAGAGAGCUUGGGAGUCGAGCUGUCCCUGGAGAUACGUAUGUCACUUUUAUUUUGUACUAAACAGUUUUUAUUUUUAAAGAUACUAAAACCUUUUUUAACAAGCAGCUGAUCUUGUUACUGAAACGUUUGUCUUUUUUUUUUACUCUUGGCGGGCCUGUUUAGUGCAGGGAUCCGUUUAGUACAGCGGAUUAUGGGUUUCAAAGACAGCAGGGAACUGAUUGGAAGCACCCCGAAUAAUCGGGUGGAGCUUGAGAAUGAAAGAUUAUCAAGUGAAGUUUAGAAAAAUACCGUAAACGAGUGAAGUUUAGAAAAACAGCCAUCACGCAAGCUGUGCCGUCGGUCGCAAAAAGGUUAUAAUGGCGAGGAGUGGCUUGCAGCUCCGAGGCCCCAGCAGCUGGCCUGCUCCCUGAGAGUCUCUUCGCGCGAGAUAAAAAUUUAUCACUCUUUUGGCCCGUAGUUCAUUGGUUUGGGGUUUGUUGGGGUCUUUUGCCCUAGUUUUGUAACUGUUGGCGGGAUUCAAGGUAAUAAUUCAAUGUCACGGUCCUUGCAUUGCGUUUUUCCCUGCUAUUUCCAAGCGUGUCCAGAUAAUACGGUUUUCUGUUGGUUCAGGUACUGCCUUUGUUAACGUUUCUUUGCCGAUAGAUCGGCCGUAUCGUGACGUCGGAGACGUAAUGCGGACUAACGAGUUCAUAAAGGUAUGAGCGUACGGUCACGGCUCUGAAGGAAUUUCUCACCCCCGAGAGGAAACUGCUUUUCACCCUAAAAUCAGUCAGUUCCUGGAGGUUGGGCCCGAAAAGGAAGGUGGGAUCUGCCGAAACCCCGUCUUCGGCAACGUUUCACAGCGUUUCGCCGGUUGGGUUCGCCAGCGAGCGGUAGGAGAGGAAGGUUUACGUGACUGUUACUGUAAAGGCUUCGUGAGACUUGCUGGGUUUUGAGAAUCUAAGUGCAUUUAUUUAUAACCAGUGUAGCUAUAUUUAUAAAUAAGACUUUUUUAUCUUUUUCCAAAAGAUGGUUUGAAGAAGGCUUUAAUAAUUAUUUUUUAUCGAUGAAUGUUUGGAGAGACUCGGUUCCUGGUUAUCGAUUACUUCAGCGUUUCCUCGCUGACUUUAAGCACGUGUUAAGUUAUUUUCUUUUGUUCCCCAGAACACUGAUAAUUUGGGUUUGUUUGAACUUAAAAUCUGCGUCAGAGGGUUCGAGACGGUGUUAAAGUAAAUCCAGGCAGAUUCUUCUAAUACCCAGAAGCGUUUACGGAUGUAAAGGGACACUGUCAACUUUGGCUUUUACAUUUUGCCUGAAAUUUGUGCUUAUUAUUUGUAAAUUUGAAGAGCUCGGCAGCUGUAGUGUGUAUAAACGCUGUGUUGUGCCUUCGACAGCACUGCGAUUCUCAGCGAUUUCCAUCCUUCCCCUGAAAAGGGUUGGUUUUGCCAAAAAGCCCCUUCAGCUGGGAAACAAACUUCCC